AAUACGCAUCAGAGUAGGUGGCGGAAAUGCACCAAAAGCUGGUUUGACAACCGCCAUAAAUCCAAAGAAGAAGAAGAAGGAAUCAAUACACAACAGAGCGCACAACAUGAGCUUCACCACUGAAGAAAGAGGAAACCCUAACACCUUGAGCUACAGGGUGUUUUUCAAGAAUUCAGAUGGAAAGUACAUUUCACCAUUCCAUGACAUACCUAUGUAUGCAGAUGAAGCUCAGAACAUUUUCCACAUGGUUGUUGAGGUACCAAGAUGGACAAAUGCAAAAAUGGAGAUUGCUACAAAAGACCCUCUGAACCCAAUUAAGCAAGAUGUGAAGAAGGGCAAUUUGCGCUAUGUGGCAAAUGUUUUCCCACAUAAAGGCUACAUUUGGAAUUAUGGAGCAAUUCCUCAAACUUGGGAAGACCCUGGGCACAAAGACAAUGACACAGGGUGUUGUGGUGACAAUGACCCAGUUGAUGUCUGUGAAAUUGGUAGCAAGGUGUGCUCUCGUGGUGAUGUUAUCAAAGUGAAAGUCCUGGGUGUUUUAGCAAUGAUUGAUGAAGGCGAAACUGAUUGGAAAGUCAUCGCAAUCAAUGUCGAUGACUCUGAGGCAAAGGACUUGAACAACAUUAGUGAUGUAAGGCGACUCAAGCCAGGCUACCUUGAGGCCACAGUGGAUUGGUUUAGGAGGUACAAGGUACCUGAUGGGAAACCUGAAAACCAGUUUGCAUUCAAUGGAGAGUUUGAAGACAAGGACUUUGCCAUUGAGACAAUCAAAGCCACCCAUGGCUACUGGAAAGAACUUGUCUCACAUCAUACCAAUGCUGGAGAACUAAACUGCAAGAAUACGUGUGUCUCAGAGGGAGAUAGUCCGUUCUACUGUUCAGCAGAUGAAGCCAAAGCAGUUGUUGAUGGAUCAUGCCCGUGUGGAGAUGCCAGUCCAAUUCCUAGCUCAGUUGACAAAUGGUUCUACUAUGCGAAGAACUGAACAAUACAACACUGUGGAUGGACCAGUCUGGUCACAUGUCUAGAAUAUGUAUGUCAAUAUCUGUGUAGAAUAAUGGAUGUUUUAGAAAACAUGUUUACAUAAGACUUUUCCUGGGGCAUGAAUCUUACACUAACAUUAUGAGGAGUUAACUAAUGUCUUGCUAAGUUAAGUUUUGUAUUUGAUUAAGGUAUUAGAUAUUCUGUGGAACAGAUAAUAAUGUUAGCAAACAGUCUGGUCAAACUCAGGUACUGUAGAAUUAUGAACAAUUGCUUUAAUAAAACUUUUCUGAUAUGAUACUGCUGUUAUCAAAUACUGCUUUGUUUAAGGUGCCCUCACUAAAAAUGUUUUACUCCUAUAGAAAUGAAUUGUAAUUGUAAAAUAUAUGUUUAAAAUCAUGACCACUCACAUGAAAUGAAGACUUCAGUCAUAUCUGUAACACUAUAAAAGCUGUUUUAUUUUACAUGAAGAGGGUCCCCUCAUGGGGGCUGCCAUGUUAGAAUCACAUGACCAGUGCAACACUACUUGCUUAAUCUAAGUAUCCGCCCUGUUAUUAGACACUUUCACUCAAGGAUUAAAUUAAUCAUAGCUGACUGUGUAUAGUACAUUUCUACAGUGGCAUCUGAAACUUAAAACCAUUGAUUUUGAAUAAUGCUGCAUCCAAGACACUAGGUGUCAGUGUAGGUCCAAGAUGACACAAACAAAGAGCUAAUGAGUGCACCUUUAUUUACUCGUCCUCGUGAUGUUUAAACCCAUAUGACUUUGUUUCUUCUGCGGAACACAAAGGGAGAUAUUUUCAAGGAUGUUCCGUUCAUUGAUUUCAAUAUAAUAGCAGUUGACAGUGCUUCACUUUAAAGCUAAAAGAGCACCAAAAGUGUUCUAAAAGUACUCCAUGCGACCUGUGCGUCAUUUACCAUGUCUUCUAAAGGCUUUGUCUAAUAAGCAGAUGAAAAUUUAAGUAAUUAUUCAGUUUCAAAUCAAAUCAUUGAUCAACUCCUGUAAACAGCACAGAUCACAUAUGGUGACAACAAUCAAUAACAUCAAACCUCACUGAUUCUCAGUCGCUGUCAACUUUGUAUUGACAUCAGCGAAACAUCCAUUUAUUAUGUCUCAUUUUGUGUUUCACAGAAGAAAGUCACUGGUUUGGAAUGACAUGAGGGUGAGUAAAUGAUGACAGAAUUUUCAUUUUUGGGUUAACUAUUUCUUUAAUGUCUUUGUAUAGCUCCUCCUACUAUACUAAUAAAAAAUUAGACUAGUAAAUUUUUUUUUUUUACCUUUAUAAAACA
This is a messenger RNA of Myxocyprinus asiaticus (Chinese sucker), 2265 nucleotides long. Its product is annotated as inorganic pyrophosphatase-like. NCBI's taxonomy places the organism in Eukaryota, Metazoa, Chordata, Actinopteri, Cypriniformes, Catostomidae. The record is from RefSeq and is a predicted model, not a curated record. The transcript is spliced from 11 exons. The coding region runs from base 107 to 982 and encodes 291 amino acids. Gene Ontology annotation, cellular component: cytoplasm. Gene Ontology annotation, molecular function: magnesium ion binding; inorganic diphosphate phosphatase activity. Gene Ontology annotation, biological process: phosphate-containing compound metabolic process.